Molecule: messenger RNA, 2485 nt
Organism: Botrytis byssoidea
Lineage: Eukaryota; Fungi; Ascomycota; Leotiomycetes; Helotiales; Sclerotiniaceae
Exons: 4
Coding region: 173-1606 (477 amino acids)
Cellular component (GO): cytoplasm
Molecular function (GO): pyridoxal phosphate binding; L-ornithine transaminase activity; identical protein binding
Source: RefSeq, a predicted model, not a curated record
CUUGACUUGACUUGACUUGACUCGACUCGUUCUACCAUUGAUACUUUUGAUAUCGACAAUUUACAUACAAUUUAUAAAUAAAGCGAAGAUUAUACCAUAAAUACAAAUAACAAUCCAAUCCACAAAACACAACCCCCAAAUACUUCCAUCACAAAUCACAUUCCCAUCAAACAUGGCUCCCCACGCAGACACCCUGUCCACCACCAACGGUACCGGUAGCACACUUAAAGCCACCGCCCCCACCUUCUCUCCCGUAACCAGCAUCCCCGAAUCCAAAUACCAUUCCACCUCCACCGCCUCCGCCAUCCACGACGAACACGCCUACGCAGCUCACAACUACCAUCCGCUCCCCAUCGUUUUUGCCCGCGCCUCUGGAUCCUCCGUCUGGGACCCCGAGGGAAACCACUACAUCGAUUGUCUCUCUGCCUACUCCGCCGUCAACCAAGGCCAUUGUCAUCCGGAGCUCGUGGCGGCUCUGUGUGCGCAAGCUCAACGUCUAACGCUUUCCUCACGAGCAUUCCAUAACGAUGUCUUCCCUAAAUGGGCGGAGAAGAUUAAACAGGUUUUUGGCUAUGAUAUGGUUUUGCCAAUGAAUACGGGAGCUGAGGCGGUAGAGACGGCGAUCAAGAUUGCAAGGAAGUGGGCGUAUAAAGUCAAGGGCGUUGAGAAGGAUAAGGCGCUCAUUUUUGCGGCGGCGGAGAACUUUCAUGGAAGAACGAUGACCGCAAUUUCCAUGUCCGUCGAUCCUGAAUCUCGCGAUAACUAUGGUCCAUAUGUUCCAGGUGUCGGUGCUGAAUGCCCAACUACCAAGAGACAAAUCAGAUUCAACAAUGUAUCUGAUCUCGAAAUUGUUCUCGAAGCUCACGGAAAGAACACUGCUGCCUUUAUCGUCGAACCAAUUCAAGGAGAAGCUGGUGUUGUUGUCCCAGAUGAUGAUUACCUUGCAAAGGUUCAUGCUCUUUGCAAGAAGCACAAUGUCCUCUUGAUCUGUGAUGAGAUCCAAACUGGUAUUGGUAGAACUGGACGUAUGCUUUGCUCAGAAUGGUCUGGUAUUAAACCAGAUAUGGUUACUCUCGGAAAGGCCAUUUCUGGUGGAAUGUACCCAGUCUCUUGCGUGUUGAGUUCAAAAGAAGUUAUGCUUACUAUUGAACCUGGUACUCACGGUUCCACAUACGGAGGUAACCCAUUGGGUUGUGCAGUUUCCAUUCGUGCUUUGGAAAUCAUGGAAGAAGAAAAAUUGACUGAGAGAGCCGAAAAGUUGGGUCAUGUCUUAAGAAAGGGAUUGGAAGAUUUCAACAGUCCCAUGAUUAAGUUAGUUAGAGGAAAGGGUUUGUUGAACGCUAUUGUCAUUGAUGAGUCAAAGACUGGUGGUCACAGUGCUUGGGAUUUGUGUAUGUUGAUGAAGAGCAAGGGUUUACUUGCCAAACCAACCCACGAGAACAUCAUUCGUCUUGCACCACCUCUUGUUAUCAGUGAGGAAGAUAUUCACAAGGCUCUCGCCAUCAUCAAGGAAUCUAUUGAGGAACUACCAAAUCUCAAAGGCGAGAAGGAAGAUGCCGUUAUUCCUGCAGGCGAGAAGAAUGUCCACAUCCCAUUGGAAAAUUAAAAAAACUCCAAUUGUCAUUUAGUACACGCAUUUUUUUAUAUUUAUUUUUUUAAAGAGGUUUUGUUUCGUUUUUCGGAGAAGGGUUUUUACAAAAGCUUUUUGGGUAUCUACUGUUUUUACUUUUUCUUUUCUCAUUACAAAGAUGUUCUACGAUCUAAAAUGGCAUCGGCGAACGGGAGGGAAAAUGAUACAUAAACAUGACGUUUUGCGAGACUCUUCUUUCAUGAGUUGCAAUUACACCAGGAGUUUUUUGGGGGUAUCUACUGUUUUGGGCGACCAAAACAUGACGUUUUGCUUGACUUUAAGUCGCAAUUAUACCUAAAGGCAUUGGGAAGAAGGAGUUUUGAUUUUUGGAGGUAUCUACUGUUUUUCUUUUGCAAUUUACUUGACGAUUAAGCAUUGAAAUUCUUUUGAUACAAUGAAAUGCAAUGCAGUAUCGGGAAAAGUGAUUGGGUGGAAAACAUGACGGUUUGCUUGACGUUACGGAACUAUAAAGUUGAAGUCGCAAUCAUACCUAGAGAGCAAAGGCAUUUGGGAGGUUUUUUGUUGGGUGGGGGUAUCUACUGUUUUUUGAUCUAUCUAUCUACCUCCUACUUUCCUUUGGGCAAUGAAGAAGGAAGAGAUGGUUGGCUGAUGGAUGGAUGGACGGAAACAUGACGUUUUUGCUGGAUGCAACGCACCUUGUUAUUCUUGGGAUUCUUGGGAUGGGGUGGGUUGUGAGCAAGUAUACCUACCUACCUGUGUGAGGAGGUCUUUGGAUGAGGAGGGGUGAGGGGGAGAGUUUGUAUGUAUGGUAUUGGGAUAGGAUAGUUUGGCAUAGCAUAGCAUAGCAUAUCGAAGCAUAAAAUAUCCAAUUACCUCGAUAUGAGAAUGAUAAUC